Coccidioides posadasii C735 delta SOWgp is the source of this 1521-nucleotide messenger RNA. RefSeq lists its product as uncharacterized. The record is from RefSeq and is a predicted model, not a curated record. Gene Ontology annotation, biological process: protein neddylation. NCBI's taxonomy places the organism in Eukaryota, Fungi, Ascomycota, Eurotiomycetes, Onygenales, Onygenaceae. Gene Ontology annotation, molecular function: NEDD8 activating enzyme activity. Gene Ontology annotation, cellular component: nucleus; cytoplasm.
AUUUGAAGCCUGUCUGACUAAAGCGAGACCACGAGGCGCCAACUACUUAGUUAACUACGUUUCUGGCGCUUGGAGGGAGCAAGCUACUGACACAGACCAUUUCGUGAAGUAGUUAGAUUUCCCAUCCUCCCCUACUUAAAACAUCCCAAGGAAUUAUCCCCGCCUUAAGAUUCCCACCCAGCACAUUAACAUCCUAAUAUAUUAAACCACAUUACCAAGUCUUUGAAGAAAAUGGCUUCCUGGGGGCGCUGCCAGCCCACCAGUUUUGAGCAAAGCAGAUGGAAGCAUCUCCACAGAAUUCUUACUCGGUCAGGCCCCUUCAGUGACGACGAUUGGGUUCCUGGACCCGAGACCAUGUCUGCUGUAGCAUCUUCAAAAGUCCUGGUGAUAGGUGCUGGAGGGCUCGGAUGUGAGAUUCUCAAGAAUUUGGCCUUAUCGGGCUUCAAAGACAUCCAUGUGAUUGACAUGGAUACAAUCGAUAUCUCCAACUUAAACCGACAAUUUCUUUUCCGCCAAGAUGAUGUCGGGAAGCCAAAGGCUGAAGUUGCAGCUGCCUUUGUCCAGAAGAGAGUAAAGGGGGUGAGAAUCACACCCUAUGUCGGAAAGAUUCAAGACAAGGAUGAGGAUUACUACAUGCAGUUCAAGAUCGUUGUCUGUGGCCUUGAUAGCAUCGAAGCGCGACGGUGGAUUAAUUCUACCCUUGUGGGAAUGGUGGACCCGGAGAACCCCGAGAGCUUGAAGCCACUUAUCGACGGUGGCACAGAGGGAUUCAAAGGGCAGGCGAGAGUGAUACUGCCAACUCUCACAUCUUGUAUCGAGUGCCAGCUUGACAUGCAUGCACCACGGCCUGCAAUCCCUUUGUGCACGAUUGCAACUAUUCCCCGCCAGCCUCAGCACUGUAUUGAAUGGGCGCACCAAAUCGCCUGGGGCGAGAAGCGCAAGGGAGAAGAGUUCGACGGCGAUGACUUGGAGCACGUCAGUUGGAUCUAUCAGACUGCGGUGGAACGUGCCAAACAGUUUUCUAUCCCAGGGGUGACAUUCUCGAUGACUCAGGGUGUCGUGAAGAAUAUCAUCCCCGCCAUAGCUUCCACAAACGCCGUGAUUGCAGCUGCAUGUACAUCUGAAGCACUCAAAAUCGCAACCUCAUGCAAUCCGUUUUUGGAGAACUACAUGAUGUACGCCGGAGAAGAGGGUGUUUACACGUAUACCUUUGCCUCGGAACAGAAACCAGAUUGUCCUGUUUGUGGGAAUUUGGCCAAGAAGAUAACCGUUAGUCCCGAAGCAACCCUCCAAGACUUUGUUGACUCGCUGGGCGACCGAGCAGAAGCCCAGCUCAAGUCUCCCAGUUUGCGAUCUGAAGAGAAGACGCUGUAUCAGCGAUUUCCGCCACAGUUAGAGGAACAGACACGGCCCAACCUGAAGCGCAAGCUGAAAGAACUAGUCGUAGAUGGGGAAGAAGUGGCUGUUAGUGACCCGGCGUUCACCAUCGAUUUCCGAUUUAAGCUUGUAUUUAAUCACUGA